Molecule: messenger RNA, 525 nt
Organism: Saccostrea cuccullata (small rock oyster)
Lineage: Eukaryota; Metazoa; Mollusca; Bivalvia; Ostreida; Ostreidae
Exons: 2
Coding region: 1-525 (174 amino acids)
Source: RefSeq, a predicted model, not a curated record
AUGAACGUCUUGAUUGUGUUAGCCUUUGUUUUGGUUUCCUGUAAUGCGGGUUACGAUUCAAUAAGAACACGCAAAUACGACGAUGGGGGAGAUGGUGGAGUAUAUGGAGUAGCUUUAGGAGUAAGAGGAGGAGUAGGAGGACAAGUACUAGGAGGAGCAGUAAGAGGACAAGCACUAGGAGGAAGAUUGGGAGGACAAGUACUAGGAGCAGGAGUAAGAGGAGGACAAGUACUAGGAGCAGGAGUAAGAGGAGGACAAGUACAAGGAGGAGGAGUAAGAGGAGGACAAGUACAAGGAGGAGGAAGAGUAGGAGUUGGUUCAGGAGGAGGAGUAGGAGAAUAUUUCUUUCCAGAUGAUUCGUAUGGUCCUGUAGGCGGUUCAUUUAGUCCUGUAGGUGGUUCAUUUGGCCCUCUACGCGGUUCAUUUGGUCCUGUAGGAGGUUCAUUUGGUCCUGGAGGCGGUUCAGGUGCAGCAAGUCCUCAGCUUCCAGAAUAUCCUCGAGGCACCUCCAGGAAAAGAUAUUGA